Molecule: messenger RNA, 381 nt
Organism: Peronospora matthiolae
Lineage: Eukaryota; Oomycota; Peronosporomycetes; Peronosporales; Peronosporaceae
Source: the annotation of a GenBank genome assembly
AUGGAGGUGGAGGAGGAGGAAAGACGCUCUCCACACGAUCAUGUGGAUCGGUGUGUUCCUGAGAGCUUCUUUGAUCGCGUAACGCAAGGGUUACGCGACGAUCUCGAACAUGAGCGGAAUAGGCGUCUCCAAAUGGCGGACACUGCCUCGAAGCAUCGAGCUGAGUUUGCCUUUGCUCAGCUCGAGAACGAGAGAUCUCUGACAUCUCUUCGUGACGAGCUAAGGGUAGCUCGUGGGAUUGUUGAUCGGUCUCGGGAUGAGAUAGCUGCUCUUCAGACCCUUGUUGAUGCCCACCAUCGGGAGCACAAGGCUCUCUGCGAGAUGCUUGAGCGCAAGGGCGUUCUUCAUCGGAAGAAGCAGCGUACUGAUGGUACGGCUUAA